Molecule: messenger RNA, 351 nt
Organism: Castor canadensis (American beaver)
Lineage: Eukaryota; Metazoa; Chordata; Mammalia; Rodentia; Castoridae
Gene: Mlana
Product: melan-A
Cellular component (GO): melanosome; trans-Golgi network; endoplasmic reticulum membrane
Source: RefSeq, a predicted model, not a curated record
AUGCCAAGAGAAGAGGUUCACUAUGGUUACCCCAGGAAGGGGCAUGGCCACUCUUACAUCACAACUGAAGAGGCCGUGGGGAUUGGCAUCCUGACAGCAGUCCUGGGAAUUUUACUGCUCAUCGGCUGCUGGUAUUGCAGAAGACGAAGUGGAUACAGAACCUUGACGGACAAAAGCCUUCAUGCUGGUAUUGAAAGUAAAUUAAGGGAAAGAUGCCCACACGAAGGACUUGGUUAUCAGGACAGCAAACUUUCUUUCCAAGAGAAAAAUUGUGAACCUCUGGUUCCCAAUGCUCCACCUGCCUAUGAGAAACUCUCUGCAGAACAGUCACCACCACCAUAUUCACCUUGA